Poecilia reticulata (guppy) is the source of this 1616-nucleotide messenger RNA. It is a transcript of the gene nipa2, whose product is annotated as NIPA magnesium transporter 2. Gene Ontology annotation, molecular function: magnesium ion transmembrane transporter activity. Lineage: Eukaryota; Metazoa; Chordata; Actinopteri; Cyprinodontiformes; Poeciliidae. Gene Ontology annotation, biological process: magnesium ion transport. Gene Ontology annotation, cellular component: membrane. The record is from RefSeq and is a predicted model, not a curated record.
AGCUCGCUGUAUCCACUUAUUUGUAGCUGAGUCAAAUUAUAGGUUAGGCGCGUCAGAGCAACUGCCGAAGCAGCUUAUUGGUUGGUAAUAGAGCCUUAAUUAUAACCCGAGGUUCCUCAGCUUCCUAUCAAGGUGCACCUAACAUUCCCAUUAGAGGAAUGCCACUUCCUGAUUCCAAACUCCUGAAAUAAGUUAAUUUACAUAGCAGCUGACCGAGUUUCACAAGGCUUUGUGUCUGUGGCGGCACAACACUCAGACAACCGGUUGGAUAUGCUCAGUCUCUCAUGUCUUUGUAUGGGAUAAGGCAGCAGAGGGGACUACAUGUUCUUUAACGCGCUGCGCCCUAAAUGGAUUUCUUCAACGCGUCAGGUUAUGGUUUUCCGCUGUGUAAUGUGUCCUGUGCCGCCGGUUGCCAGAGCUGCUCCUUUGGUGAGCAUCUUCCCUGCUUGGUGGUAGAUGUGAAAAAUCACUCCAACACAUCCAGGAUCACCAUGGGUCAGGACCGGGGGAAGUACGAUUUCUACAUCGGCCUGGCUUUGGCCAUCAGCUCCAGCAUCUUCAUCGGUGGAAGCUUCAUCCUGAAGAAGAAAGGUCUUCUGAGGCUGGCUAAGAAGGGAUCGAUGCGGGCAGGGCAGGGCGGUCAUGCGUAUCUUAAAGAAUGGUUGUGGUGGGCUGGUUUACUGUCAAUGGGUGCUGGGGAAGCAGCCAACUUCGCAGCAUAUGCUUUUGCCCCUGCCACCCUGGUCACGCCCCUGGGAGCCCUCAGCGUGCUCGUCAGUGCUGUGCUGUCCUCAUAUUUCCUGACUGAGCGGUUAAACCUGCACGGGAAGCUGGGCUGCCUGCUGAGCAUCCUCGGCUCCACCACCAUGGUCAUUCAUGCGCCGAAGGAGGAGGAGAUCGACAGCCUGGAGGCCAUGGCCAAGAAGCUGGUCGACCCAGGGUUUUUGUUCUUCGCCACUCUUGUCAUCAUUGUGGCUCUCAUCUUCAUCUUUGUGGUCUCCCCACGCCACGGUCAGACCAACAUCCUGGUUUACAUCACCAUCUGCUCCGUGAUCGGGGCGCUCUCCGUGUCCUGCGUCAAAGGACUGGGCAUCGCCAUCAAGGAGGGCAUCGCCGGCGUCAACGUGUUUAAGAACCCCCUGGCCUGGAUCCUCCUCCUGGGCCUGGUGGGCUGUGUGAGCACGCAGAUCAACUACCUGAACAAGGCCCUGGACAUCUUCAACACCUCGCUGGUGACGCCCAUCUACUACGUGUUCUUCACCACGUCCGUGCUCACCUGCUCCGCCAUCCUCUUCAAAGAGUGGGAGCACAUGGGCGCCGGCGACGUGAUCGGCACCCUCAGCGGCUUCCUCACCAUCAUCGUGGGCAUCUUCCUGCUGCACGCCUUCAAAGACAUCAGCGUCAGCCUGGCGACGCUGGCCGUGUCCAUCAGGAAGGAGGAACGCGGCGGCGCCCCGGCGGCCAACGGCUCGGCCGCGCACACCAACUAUGAACUGCUGCAGGACGAGUCCUCAGAGGACAUGGAGGACAGGGGUUUGCCUUUCGACAGCAUCUCCAGGAGGAACGGAGCAAUGACUUCCUCUUUAGAUGUUUAAUAAAUGUUUUUUUUUUUUGUU